UCAAGUACACGACAGAUCGCGAUUGCAUCACCGUCCUGUGUGUAUAUAUCUUGCGAUGGCCAUCUGCCCCGAGAAAGCCACGGCUAAUCGUUGGGUAAGGUAGUCAUAGAGCAGGCAGAAUGAUGGACGGGGCUGGAGCGCUACUCCGGAGUCAUCAGAUGGAGCCGCCGCCGCCGUUCUUAGCAAUUUCGGUCACCGUGGCGACCUUGGCUGCUGGCGUAUUCGCCAUAUAUUUCUACGCACCUUCAUGGCGCGUACGUAGGGUCCCCGGUCCGAUGGCUUACCCGCUGAUCGGCCACCUGCCGUUGCUCGCCAAGCACGGGCCGGCGGUGUUCACGGUCCUCAGAGAGAGAUUCGGGCCCAUCUACAGGUUUCACAUGGGUAGACAGCCGCUAGUUAUGAUUGCAGACCCCGAGCUGUGCAGAGAGGUGGGAAUCCAGAAGUUCAAGAGCAUCCCCAACAGAAGCGUCCCUAGUCCUAUUCGCAGCUCGCCUAUUCACAACAAAGGCCUCUUCUUUACGAGGGACUCGAGAUGGCAAUCCAUGAGAAAUGUCAUCAUCUCCAUUUACCAGCCGUCGCACGUGGCAAGCCUCAUCCCUUCCUUCCAACCGUACAUUGAACGGACGGGGCGCCUCCUCCGGCAUGGCGAGGAGAUCACCUUCUCCGACCUCUCGUUAAAGCUCUUCAGCGACACUAUUGGUCAGGUCGCCUUUGGUGUGGACUUCGGCCUCACCAAAGGCACCACCUCUCCACCACCGAAACACCAUGUCGAUUGUGCUGAGACUGUCGACAUGACAACGGAUUUCAUCGAAAAGCACUUCUACGCCACGACGUCCCUCAAGAUGGACCUGUCAGGCUCCGUGUCCAUCAUCCUUGGCAUGCUCGUGCCGUUGCUACAGGAACCCGUGAGGCAGCUCCUGCUGCGUAUGCCGGGCUCAAAAGACCGCCGGAUGGAAGAGACCAACUUGGCCAUGAGUGGGCUACUAGACAACAUUGUGGCUGAGCGGGCGGCACAAGCUGACAGGGGGGAGAAGAACUUCCUGUCUGUGAUGCUUAAUGCAAGCGAGAGCACAGACGCAAUGAGGAAGUUGUUGACGCAAGACUACGUGAGCGCACUUACAUACGAGCACUUACUUGCAGGGUCGGUGACCAUGUCCUUCACGUUGUCAAGCCUGGUGUACCUUGUGGCGAUGUACCCCGAGGUAGAGGAGAAGCUACUCAAGGAGAUCGACGCUUUUGGGCCCAAAGAUGUGGUACCCAAUGUUGAGGACAUCCAGACCAAAUUCCCUUACAUGGAGCAGGUUUUGAAAGAGACGAUGAGAUUCUACACUGUGUCCCCUCUGAUUGCAAGGGAAGCAUCCGAGGAUGUCCAGAUUGGAGGCUAUGUCCUUCCUAAGGGUACUUGGGUGUGGCUAGCACCAGGCGUACUAGCAAAAGACCCAAAGCAGUUCCCAGACCCCGACGUGUUUCGGCCUGAGCGGUUUAACCCUGAGAGCGAGGAAUGCAAGCGAAGGCAUCCCUAUGCAUUCAUUCCCUUUGGUAUUGGACCCCGGGCAUGCAUUGGGCAGAAGUUCGCGUUCCAGCAGCUCAAGCUCGUCAUUCUCCACCUCUACCGCCACCACGUCUUCAGGCACUCGCCCAACAUGGAAUUCCCGCUGCAGUUCCAGUAUUCCAUCUUGGUCAACUUCAAGCAUGGUGUCAAGCUCCAGGUCAUCGAAAGGAAGACUUGAUAUGUGUCUAGCAAGUAGCAACUCUAUCUAAAUAUCAUGGAUAUGUGUUCUUAUAAAAAAAAUGUGAAUUUAUGAAAUAUGUACAUGCUAUUUUGUACGACAUACAUGAAGAUUGUGUAAUGUGUGUAACCUUGUUCUUAUAUAUUGAAUAAAAGCUGAUGCAUGUCGUUGUUUU
Triticum dicoccoides is the source of this 1905-nucleotide messenger RNA. RefSeq names its product cytochrome P450 711A1-like. Lineage: Eukaryota; Viridiplantae; Streptophyta; Magnoliopsida; Poales; Poaceae. Gene Ontology annotation, molecular function: monooxygenase activity; iron ion binding; heme binding. The record is from RefSeq and is a predicted model, not a curated record. The transcript has 5 exons. The coding region runs from base 120 to 1730 and encodes 536 amino acids.